AUGGAUCAGUUGCUUCUGUUGCAAGCCAUGGCUAAUAACAAGAAGAGUAUCGAUGACUUUCUUGACGAGCUCGAUACUAUUGAGUCACUUGCUCAGAAACUGGCCAAGAUUGAUGAGCAUUUGAAGAAGUUAUACGAAGAGAAUAAAGAAAAUGAUGAUAUGGAGAAGAACAUUCAAGUUUGGACUCGGAGAAGCACCAACGAAGCAAUUGCUCAAAUUCUGGCCAUCCGUCAGAACUUGCUCUCACCACCGCCAUCAACCUCUCUUCAACCACCGGCAUCAUCGUCGAGGGAGUUCAACUUCUUUCCGACGACGUCAGAUUCAUACCCUCUUCGACCUCCCCAUUCGUCUGAUGGACCACGUCCGAGUAACUUUUCGUCGUCACCAUCAUCCGCUUUUAAACCAUUCCAAUCAUAUAAUAAUCCACCACGUUCGAGUCCGGCGCUGUCAUCCUCCUCUUCGUCACCAUCACAACCAUAUAAGCGACUACGUUUGAGUAACAUCAAUUCGGCUCCCUUAUCAUCCUCACCGUUACCGUUAUUUAACCCGUUUCUCCUACCUCAUCCCCAAGACUCAAGACUACCACAGAUCCUUCAAGACCCACUUGCUCCUCCAUUGCCAAAUCUCAACCCACUGAUCUUUCAAGACCCACUUGCUCUUCCAUUGCCAAAUCCAAUCCCAAUCCCAAUCCCAAUCCCAAUCCAACCACGACCAAGAGUGGUGUGGACAGAGCGGCUUCAACAAGUAUUUGAUAGCGCAGUUGCCAGACUUGGAGGCUUGCGCAAUGCAACAGGCAAUCGCGUAUACAACUUAAUGCACACAGAGGGACUGACUAGAGAACAGGUUACUAGUCACUUACGAGUUAUGAGGAACCGUCGUAGAGAACUAGCUGACGACUUAAAUUCAUGA
Molecule: messenger RNA, 909 nt
Organism: Capsella rubella
Lineage: Eukaryota; Viridiplantae; Streptophyta; Magnoliopsida; Brassicales; Brassicaceae
Exons: 3
Coding region: 1-909 (302 amino acids)
Biological process (GO): regulation of DNA-templated transcription
Molecular function (GO): DNA binding; DNA-binding transcription factor activity
Source: RefSeq, a predicted model, not a curated record